CAUAUAUUUCACUAGCCGUUGUAUUUGAAAAAAUUUAAGAGUGUAUUUUUCAGACAUUGUUCCGUUGUUUCCGUUUUAAGGCAACAUUUUAUUUCUUUCCUUUUUCUGCUUCUUCUCUUCUAAUUACAAUUUACCUGAGAGAAAUAGAGAUAAAGAGGAGAGAGAAAGUAGAAUUAGUAAAUGAAGUUGUUCAUCAUCAACGAAGAGAGUUAAAAGAAAUUCACAAGAAUCACUCCCCUUUUUUUGUUCUUUUUGAGGGGGUGCAUUUAAUAGGGAAAAAAAACAGUUUGUGGGUUUUGAUUGAAUAUUUGUUAAAGAUGAUGACUGAUGAAAAUCAAAGUAAUGUCAAUUUACAAGAUACCAGAAAAUUUGGGCAUGAUACAAAAAGAACUAGAAGAGCUUUGGGUGUAAUUAAUCAGAACUUAGUUGGAUCUCAGCAUCAUCCUUGUAUUGUCAACAAACAACCAAACUCCCAAAAAUGUGUGAUUUAUGAUGAGAAUAUCCCCAAUCCUAUUCCAAGACCAAUCACAAGGAAAUUUGGUGCUUCUUUAAACCAACAAUCUUGUUCACAGGAAACAAAAAAAUCCGACAUUUCAAUUCAAAAUUCAAGUGAAUUUGAAGAUAUUAAAAUCAUAGAUGUGGAGUGUACGGCAGCAACAGAUUUACCAGUUCCAAUGUCCUUGGAAAAUCCUGCAGCAGCACCAAUUCAAAGCAAUGAAAUGGAAGAGGUUGAGAUGGAAGACAUAUUUGAAGACCCAAUAAUGGACAUUGAUGGCCCUGAUGCCAAAAACCCACUUGCUGUUGUUGAUUAUGUUGAUGAUAUUUACUCUUAUUAUAGAAAAAUGGAGGCUUGCAGCUGUGUCCCACCAGAUUACCUAUCACAGCAACAUGACAUUAAUGAGAGAAUGAGGGCCAUACUCAUUGACUGGCUUGUUGAGGUACAUUAUAAAUUUGAAUUAAGGGAAGAAACUCUAUUUCUCACUGUAAGUCUCAUAGACAGAUUCCUAGCUAGGCAUACUAUGGUGAGAAAGAAGCUUCAAUUAGUGGGUUUAAUUGCAAUGCUCUUAGCUUGCAAAUAUGAAGAAGUUUCUGUCCCAGUUGUUGAUGAUUUGAUUUUCAUUUCUGACAAAGCUUAUACUAGGCAAGAUCUUCUUGAAAUGGAGAAAAUAAUGCUAAACACACUACAAUUCAACAUGUCAUUGCCAACACCAUAUGUUUUCUUAAGAAGGUUCAUGAAAGCUGCAGAAUCUGACAAGAAGCUUGAGCAGCUGUGCUCUUAUUUAAUCGAACUUUCGCUUGUGGAGUAUGACAUGAUCAAAUUCCCACCUUCAUUGUUAGCAGCAGCUGCAAUAUACACAGCACAAUGUAGUCUUUAUGGCUUUAAACAAUGGAACAAGACCUGUGAAUUCUACACAAACUACUCAGAAGAACAGCUCUUGGAAUGCUCAAAGCUUAUGGUCACCUUCCAUCAAAAGGCAGGAACAGGGAAGUUAACUGGGGUGUUUAAGAAGUACUCAACUUUAAUGUUUGGUUAUGCAGCAAAAUUUAACCCGGCAACUUUUCUCCUCAUCAGUUGAGUCUAAGAAGAAAAGAUAGUGUAUAGUUACUUACUAUACCAGAAGUUUGGUAAUUUACAAUGACAAAUGAACAACUAGUCACAUUUUAUUUUAUGGUGGUCUAAUUUGACAUGGCUAAUAAUCUUGAUUGGCUUUUAGAUUUUACUUCUGACAUUUUUACCACCUUGGUCAGUUUCACAUGUUUCACGUCCACUUGUAUAUUCCCAUAUCAUUCAUUUUAACGAGUGUUUGGUUUAUAUAAGGGAAGGGAAACGAAAGGGAACAUAAUUAUAUUGU
This is a messenger RNA of Beta vulgaris subsp. vulgaris (sugar beet), 1853 nucleotides long. Its product is annotated as G2/mitotic-specific cyclin-2. Gene Ontology annotation, cellular component: centrosome; nucleus; cytoplasm. The record is from RefSeq and is a predicted model, not a curated record. Bases 318 to 1577 code for a protein of 419 amino acids. Gene Ontology annotation, biological process: mitotic cell cycle phase transition; regulation of cyclin-dependent protein serine/threonine kinase activity. The transcript has 10 exons. Gene Ontology annotation, molecular function: cyclin-dependent protein serine/threonine kinase regulator activity. Lineage: Eukaryota; Viridiplantae; Streptophyta; Magnoliopsida; Caryophyllales; Amaranthaceae.